Molecule: messenger RNA, 6715 nt
Organism: Nannospalax galili (Upper Galilee mountains blind mole rat)
Lineage: Eukaryota; Metazoa; Chordata; Mammalia; Rodentia; Spalacidae
Gene: Sp1
Product: Sp1 transcription factor
Exons: 6
Coding region: 113-2470 (785 amino acids)
Biological process (GO): regulation of transcription by RNA polymerase II
Molecular function (GO): RNA polymerase II cis-regulatory region sequence-specific DNA binding; DNA-binding transcription factor activity, RNA polymerase II-specific
Source: RefSeq, a predicted model, not a curated record
CCCCCUCCCUGUCCGGUCCGGGUUCGCUUGCCUCGUCAGCGUCCGCGUUUUUCCCGGCCCCCCCCAACCCCCCCGGACAGGACCCCCUUGAGCUCGCCCCUCAGCUGCCACCAUGAGCGACCAAGAUCACUCAAUGGAUGAAGUGACAGCAGUGGUGAAGAUCGAGAAAGGCAUUGGUGGCAAUAAUGGAGGGAAUGGCAAUGGUGGUGGUGCGUUUUCUCAGACCCGGAGCAGCAGCACAGGCAGUAGCAGCAGCAAUGGUGGCGGAGGAGGGCAGGAAUCCCAGCCAUCUCCUUUGGCUCUGCUGGCAGCAACCUGCAGCAGAAUUGAGUCACCCAAUGAGAACAGCAACAACUCCCAGGGUCCGAGCCAGUCAGGGGGCACAGGUGAACUUGACCUCACAGCCACACAACUUUCACAGGGUGCCAAUGGCUGGCAGAUCAUCUCUUCCUCCUCUGGGGCUACCCCUACCUCAAAGGAACAGAGUGGCAACAGUACCAAUGGCAGCAAUGGCAGUGAGUCUUCCAAGAAUCGCGCAGUCUCUGGUGGGCAGUAUGUUGUGGCUGCCACCCCCAACUUACAGAACCAGCAAGUUCUGACAGGUCUACCUGGAGUGAUGCCCAAUAUUCAGUAUCAAGUAAUCCCACAGUUCCAGACUGUUGAUGGGCAGCAGCUACAGUUUGCUGCCACUGGGGCCCAAGUACAGCAGGAUGGUUCUGGUCAAAUACAGAUUAUACCAGGUGCAAACCAACAGAUUAUCACAAAUCGAGGAAGUGGAGGCAACAUCAUUGCUGCUAUGCCAAACCUGCUCCAGCAGGCUGUCCCCCUUCAAGGCCUUGCUAAUAAUGUGCUCUCAGGACAGACUCAGUAUGUGACCAAUGUUCCAGUGGCCCUGAAUGGGAACAUUACCUUGCUACCUGUCAACAGCGUUUCUGCAGCUACCUUGACUCCCAGCUCUCAGGCAGUCACGAUCAGCAGCUCUGGAUCCCAGGAGAGUGGCACACAGCCUGUCACCUCAGGGACUGCCAUCAGUUCAGCCAGUUUGGUGUCAUCACAGGCUAGUUCCGGCUCCUUUUUCACCAAUGCCAGUAACUACUCAACAACUACUACCACCAGCAACAUGGGAAUUAUGAACUUUACUACCAGCGGAUCAUCAGGGACCAGCUCUCAAGGCCAGACACCCCAGAGGGUCAGUGGGUUACAGGGAUCUGAUCCUCUGAACAUCCAGCAGAACCAGACAUCGGGAGGCUCACUGCAAGGAAGUCAGCAAAAAGAGGGAGAGCAAAACCAGCAGACACAACAACAAAUUCUUAUUCAGCCUCAGCUAGUUCAAGGGGGACAAGCUCUUCAGGCUCUCCAAACAACACCGUUGUCAGGGCAGACAUUUACAACUCAAGCUAUUUCCCAGGAAACCCUCCAGAACCUCCAGCUUCAGGCUGUUCCAAACUCUGGUCCCAUCAUCAUUCGGACACCAACAGUGGGGCCCAAUGGACAGGUCAGUUGGCAGACCCUUCAGCUGCAAAAUCUCCAGGUUCAGAACCCACAAGCCCAGACAAUCACCUUGGCUCCGAUGCAGGGUGUUUCCUUGGGGCAGACUAGCAGCAGCAAUACCACCCUUACACCUAUUGCCUCAGCUGCCUCCAUUCCUGCUGGCACAGUCACUGUGAAUGCUGCUCAACUUUCCUCCAUGCCAGGCCUCCAGACCAUUAACCUCAGUGCAUUGGGUACUUCAGGGAUCCAGGUGCACCAGCUUCCAGGUCUGCCAUUGGCUAUAGCAAAUGCCCCAGGUGAUCAUGGAGCUCAACUUGGCCUGCAUGGAUCUGGUGGUGAUGGGAUACAUGAUGAAACAGCAGGUGGAGAAGAAGGAGAGAACAGCCCUGAUCCCCAACCCCAAGCUGGUCGGAGAACCCGGCGGGAAGCAUGUACCUGCCCAUACUGCAAAGACAGUGAAGGAAGAGGCUCUGGAGAUCCUGGAAAAAAGAAACAGCACAUUUGCCACAUCCAAGGAUGUGGCAAAGUAUAUGGCAAGACAUCACAUCUCCGGGCACACUUGCGCUGGCAUACAGGGGAGAGGCCAUUCAUGUGUACCUGGUCAUACUGUGGGAAGCGCUUCACACGUUCAGAUGAGCUUCAGAGACACAAACGCACACACACAGGUGAGAAGAAAUUUGCCUGCCCUGAGUGUCCUAAGCGCUUCAUGAGGAGUGAUCACCUGUCAAAGCAUAUCAAGACCCACCAGAAUAAGAAGGGAGGCCCAGGUGUAGCCCUGAGUGUGGGCACUUUGCCCCUGGACAGUGGGGCAGGUUCAGAAGGCAGCGGCACUGCCACCCCUUCAGCCCUUAUUACCACCAAUAUGGUAGCCAUGGAGGCUAUCUGUCCAGAGGGUAUUGCCCGUCUUGCCAACAGUGGCAUCAACGUCAUGCAGGUGGCAGAUCUACAGUCCAUUAAUAUUAGUGGCAAUGGUUUCUGAGAUUAGGCACCUGGGGCCAGAGACACAUGGGCCAAUACCCACCAACCCCAGGAUACAAGGUAGUGUGGGUCCAAGAGACACAUGGAAGAGCGAGCCAUGAGGCAUUAAAGUACAUGGUGGUGGAAAGAAUUUGGGGAGGGAAGACAAGAGAAGAGAUGGGAUUGUGGCACCCACUUGUAUCAUCGGUGCCUCCUUGGAAGUGGAGGAUGUUAGUGAGAAUUCUGUUGGUGCCACACUUUGAUAAGCAUUUAUUUAAUCCCAGUUUCUUCUUACACUUCUUACUCCAGCCUCCCCAUCCUGCCUUUCCCUCUGAGCUCUCCCAUGAUGGGUCCCCCCCUUUUCUAAAGCCAUCAUGCCUUGAUAAAUAUAUAUGAUCAUUGAAAUACUUUUUAACAAAAACAGAUUCUAUAUUAUAUAUAUAUACAUAUAUAUAUAUAUAUAUAUAAAAAGAUAUAUAAAGAUGCUUUCACAGGGGUUGGCUGGGAGGAAGAAAAAGACCAUUCUGUGACCAAAAUACCUUGGUCAUUUUUUUUUUAUUAUUGCCUUAUUUCUCUGUGGCUGAGCCUUACUGUGACACAUCAAGCUUUUCUAUAGAUGUUGUCCUUGCCUCCCACCAGAGUAAGCAUUCAUAUGCUCUGCUUUUAGUUCAUAUAUACAUAUAUAAUGUGUUUUCUUUCUUAAUUUUGUCAUUUUAUUUGGGAUCAGCUUCUUGCACUGCUUUCCUGACUCAGUCCUUUUUGUCUCCCUUCUCUCACCUGAUUAUUUCAUGUAUUGUUUUUGAUAUUGAUCCCUCGAUUACACACUUUUGUCAGUCUUUUAAAGACCUUAGAUCCAGCAGCAGAAUGAAAAGCCUUGGAGCCCAGUUUUGAUGUUUGAGGUAGCUUAGAGGGAGUGUUCAGAAUACUACUGACGCAGGCACUUUGGUGCUGGAGAGUCAAAAAUAUCUCCCUUUGUUAGCUGCUCUAAGUAUCAGGAAAUUAGAAGUCUUUCUGUGGAAUUGUAUAAAUAUGAGACUCAGAAGGAGAUAAUCUUGGAUUUGGUGUAUAAACUGUCAAAAUGGUCAGAUAGUAGGGAACAGCUUUCAUAGUCUUGGGUUCAGAAGUUAGUGGAAUUAUUAGGAUAUUGGUAUCAUUGUCUUCCAAGGUAGCUCUCAGCCUUAAUGAUGGGCUUCUGAGUCCAAACCCUGAAAGGAAGUAUGCUUCCUCUUUUGAACAUUUCUGUAGGUUCUUUCUAAUGUUGUUAAGGAAUAUCAGCUAGUGAAUCUGUUCCAGGUUUUCAUUCUGCAGAAUUUACAGUAUGUGCCAGUGGCAAGACAGUAGUUCUUGAGAUUUUUUUUCCCCCUUAACUCUUCCUUGUAUGUACUUGGGUGGUUCCUAAGAAAAAAGGAAGCACACAGCCCUGGGGAUGAUAGCCCAGAACAAAAAGGAAUCUUGUCUUACCUCUGUGGUUUACAGGAGAGAUUGGGAGAAACCAUCUUGUUUUCUCCGUGACCUGAUUCCAGAAGAGACUGAUCCAAAAAUUACAGCGGCAGGGAACUCAGUGCAAUUGGCACUGAGAUUUAAAUGCAACCAGAAUUGUCCUCAAGGCCCAGCCAUUAAAGCAUUGUCUCUCUUGACCUUUUGGUAUCUUGUCAGAGAGCUUUUCACUGUGAGGAAGUGUGGAAAUGACUGUGUGUAUGUGUGUAAUCUAUUAGGUUGGGGAUAGGUUUUCUGUUAGUCAAUAUUUAAAGAGACCUGCAAUAAAAAAAAUUACCCUGAUCUGAUAGAACAAGUAAAGUGUUUGUGUAUGACUGUGUGUGUGUGAAUGUGUGUUUGUGCCUGUAUAUAUCUUCAUGCAGAUGAGAAAUUAUAUUUGAAAUUACUGGGACAUAAAUUCAGAUCAAAAGGCCUUUCAGGCCCAUUAUCUAGAAAUCUGUCUUAAAACCUGAGUAUGAUCCUGAGGUCAGUUCUCUGCCUAUGCUAAAUCAACUACAAUUAUGAAUGGGGGCGGGGGGAGUGUUGUACUGCACUUUUCUAAAGAAGAAACUAUUUUUGUGUUUGAAAAUGAAAUCAAUAUCCAGAUUGAUAGCAGAAUCCUUACUAAGUCUUUUGAUCUUGGCUACAAAUAGAUGAUGCUUAUACAUUUUAUAUAAAAUCCAUCCAAAUCAGGUUCGUGCACGUUUGUGGUGUUGUUAACCUGAAAUACAAUAGCUGUUAAUACUCUUAACAAUAGUUUCCUCCAUUUGGUCCUUUCUUUGCGGACUCAGUGCUGUUAUCAAUACUCAGGAACUUUCCUAGAUCACAUUUGUUAAUACUGAAGUAAAGUUAUCUACCCCCAGCCACCAUCACACCUUUUAUAGCCACAGAAAAGCAGAACUCAGACCCUGUUAUUUUAGGUCUAUAAUCAUGUGUUUUGGUAUCUUUUGGAGGAAGUGGGAGGAAAACUCACCAGUAUGCAGUAUUUUGGUAGAACACUUCAAGGCCUAGAAGAAGCUCUCCUGUAUGAAGAGCUUGGAUAUAAACCAGUUUAAUGAUGCCAAGGACCACAAGCAUUCAUAUAAGUUAUUUGAUGGUGUUUUUUUCUCUCUUGAGUGAAGAACUGAUGGUUUACCAUCAACAUCUACUUCCUUAACAUUAUCAUGAAUGAGUUUAUGUCAGAUUCUGCUUUUCCACCUAUAUCCUCUAGUGUCUUAUUUGACCCUAAAACAGAAGCAGUUUCUGCUUGUGUCUCCCAGCAGCAGUGAGCCACUCAGUCUUUUUUACAGCCAGUUAAGAGGCUACAUUCCUUGAGUCAGAAUCUCAUUACUGAAAAAUCCCUUCCCUGAACUUUUGGCUAGCAGAAAUUAUGUAAUUGACAUGCAUAUUGAUUCUGAACAUUUUUAAUGAGUUGUUCAUUUUUUGUUUUGGUUAUUUUGAGUCACAGCCUUACUCUGUAGCCCAGGCUGGCCUGGAACUCACUGUGUAACCUAGACUGGCCUUGAACUUUGGGUUAAUCUUCUUGCCUCUGCCUACUAAGUGCUGGGAUUACAGGUGUGUACCACCAAGCAGUUUUCAUAAUUUUUUUACAUGACCAAACCUGGCAGGAUGGUAGAUGGCCACCAUAGUAAUCUUAAAGCAUGCAUCCCUUGUACUUCUAGGUUGGCCAUUCACAUUCAUCUACAUGGUAUUUGACUGUCACCUUUUAUCCAGAGAAGAAUGACCCCACACCAUCUUCCUUCAGAGACCCCCCCCCAGCUGGCACUCUGUUUUGAGGUGCUAAACAAAAUGCAAUAUAACAGAUAUUUCUCAGCUUAGUUUCAGAAUAAAAGAACCUUUAAUCACAGAAAGUAUAGAUUGGAAUAUGGGGCAAAGGUUAUAAUUGGGGGAGGGUUGGAGACAAAAGCUGUAAAUUACUAUGGCUGAUUUAUUUCUACUACAUAUAUAUUUUUUGCUUUUGUAUAUCUUAUAUAGAAAACUAAGCAUUGUAUUUUUUUAACAAAUCUGAGAAAGCACUAUGAACUGCGGGUGUUUGACUUUCAAAAUAUAUUUUGUAUUGUUAAUACUUCACAUUAUGUGAGUACUGGAAGCUGCAGAUCAUUGCUAGGACGCAAUACAUUUAUAUACUUUUUGAGGGGUUCUUUUGGGUGUGCUAAUCAGGCCUAUGUUGAGGGAGCCCUGGUGCUACGUGAUUAAGGUUUUCAUUCAGUUUUAAAUACCCUGUUGUCUUUUGGAUCUUGGGAUCAGAUCAGGUACGAAGGAAAUGAGAACAGUUUAGCUGCCUCAAGUGAGGCCCUUUGUGUGGUUCUCCUUCCCCUACACAAAGCUGGGUAGCCCUUGGAGUUGGGAGGAGAAAUUCUUGAAAUCUCAGAGUGUCAUCUUCCCUCAGAAGUGGGCCAGUAAGUUAUGUACAAGGAUGAAAGGUAGCAGCAGCAGCUUUGGGGGAAAAGGAGGAUAUGGCACUUAUCCAACCCCAUAAAACAUUGCUUUUGAAAACUGCUGAUAAAAUAUGGGCAGGUUCGUACUUUGGUUUAGGAGACUGUUCUCUAGUGCCUCUCUUGGCUCUGCUCCGGGGGUACAGACCUCUUCUAGGAGGUUCUGAAUAGACUGGCUUUGAGGCUGACCUGUUUCUUUUCUUUGUCUGCCUUUCCUAAACACCACCCCCCAGGAAGACAUUAAGCAGUGUUUAGCUUACUCCCUCUUCCUACUUGGCUUACUUGCCAUAGAUUGAAGACUGGGAAAGAAGAGGGCUGUCCUUGAUUCCUUCCCUAGGUCAUCCCUACUCUGACUU